CGGCGGUGGGCCCGGAGCUCCUGGCUCUGGCACCCUCCCCAGCGCGGGCGGGUGGACCGGGGGAGCCUGGUGUCCUUUCAGUUCGGGUUUUCCAGAUUUCUGGGACAGUGGAGCGCCUUUUCCUGAGGGCUGGCCAUUCUAGUGGUCUCUUUUCCAAAGCCUCUGCCCAAGCCUUCCGUGUUUUUUGUUUCGUUUUUUAUGGGCCGCAGAUACACUUCUUAGGUUUCCAACAGGAGACACCUUCCCUCCAUUCUGACUGAAGAUGAGUGAACAGGAAGAGUCCGACCCAUCUCUUCAAGCCCUUGAGUCCCGCCAAGAUGAUAUUUUAAAACGUCUCUAUGAAUUGAAAGCUGCGGUUGAUGGCCUCUCGAAGAUGAUUCAGACACCAGACGCAGACGUGGACGUAACCAACAUAAUCCAAGCUGACGAGCCCGCUGCUUUCUCGACCAGCGCGUUGGACUUAAACUCAGUGCUUGGAAAGGAUUACGGGGCGCUGAAAGACAUCGUGAUCAACGCAAACCCUGCCUCCCCUCCCCUGUCCCUGCUCGUGCUGCACAGGCUCCUGUGUGACCACUACAGGGUCCUGUCCACCGUUCACACGCACUCUGCAGUUAAGAGUGUGCCAGAAAACCUCCUCAAGUGCUUUGGCGACCAGACCAAAAAACAGCCCCGUCACGAGUAUCAGCUGGGUUUUACUCUAAUUUGGAAGAAUGUGCCGAAGACGCAGAUGAAGUUCAGCGUCCAAACGAUGUGUCCCAUCGAAGGAGAAGGGAACAUCGCCCGGUUUCUGUUCUCUCUGUUUGGCCAGAAGCAGAAUGCUGUGAAUUUAACCCUCAUAGAUAGCUGGGUAGAUAUAGCGGUUUUUCAGCUAAAAGAGGGAAGCAGUAAAGAAAAAGCCGCUGUGUUCCGCUCCAUGAACUCCGCUCUUGGCAAGAGCCCCUGGCUGGUUGGGAAUGAACUCACUGUGGCAGAUGUGGUGCUGUGGUCUGUGCUCCAGCAAACGGGAGGCGGCAGCAUGACAGUGCCGGCCAACGUGCAGAAGUGGAUGAGGGCGUGUGAGAACCUGGCCCCCUUCAACACCGCCCUCAAGCUCCUUCAGUGAAUUUCGGUACCUGUAAAAGGCUGACUUCAUGAAUGGUGCUGUUUCCUGCCUGUUGGGGGUAAAGGACUUGUACUAAAAUCAAAGUCUGCUUAGCUCAGUUGUCUAGAAUGAAUAAAGGUAUCAUAAUUUA
Herpailurus yagouaroundi (jaguarundi) is the source of this 1232-nucleotide messenger RNA. RefSeq names its product aminoacyl tRNA synthetase complex interacting multifunctional protein 2 (gene AIMP2). Gene Ontology annotation, cellular component: aminoacyl-tRNA synthetase multienzyme complex. The record is from RefSeq and is a predicted model, not a curated record. Bases 263 to 1102 code for a protein of 279 amino acids. NCBI's taxonomy places the organism in Eukaryota, Metazoa, Chordata, Mammalia, Carnivora, Felidae. The transcript is spliced from 4 exons.